Messenger RNA from Xenopus tropicalis (tropical clawed frog), 3345 nucleotides. RefSeq names its product ALG10, alpha-1,2-glucosyltransferase (gene alg10). Gene Ontology annotation, molecular function: dolichyl pyrophosphate Glc2Man9GlcNAc2 alpha-1,2-glucosyltransferase activity. NCBI's taxonomy places the organism in Eukaryota, Metazoa, Chordata, Amphibia, Anura, Pipidae. The record is from RefSeq and is marked validated. Gene Ontology annotation, cellular component: endoplasmic reticulum membrane; membrane. Gene Ontology annotation, biological process: dolichol-linked oligosaccharide biosynthetic process.
AGCAGCGAUACCCGUAGGUUUGCCAUAUGCUCGGAGAGUCAGGCUCUACACUUCUCAGACAUACAGUAUGGACAAGCUUGAAGGUUACUACUUCUCUGCCCUGUUCAGUGGCUGCUUUCUGCUCUCUAGUAUACUUUUCUCCAAAAUCACAAGGCAACAGAGGGAUCCUUAUAUGGAUGAGAGCUUUCACAUCCCCCAAGCACAGCUUUAUUGCCAAGGCCACUUUAACCAGUGGGAUCCAAUGAUCACAACCCUUCCUGGCUUAUAUCUAGCUUCUGUUGGCAUGGUCAAACCAGCUGCUUGGCUGUUUGGAUGGAGCGAUAGUGUAGCUUGCUCCUCUGGGAUGCUGCGGUUUAUUAACCUUCUUUUCAGCUUAGGCAAUUUAUACAUGAUCUAUUUAAUUCUUUCCAAGAUAAACUGCAAAAACAAGGUUUCAAGCUUCAAAAAAAUUUUAUCCACUCUGACUUUAUAUGCAUUUCCAACUCUCUAUUUUUUCACUUUUCUUUACUACACAGACACUGGAUCUACUUUUUUUGUUCUCUUUGCAUACUUAAUGUGCCUGUAUGGGAACCAUAAAAGCGCAAGUCUUCUUGGUCUGUGUGCUUUCUUUUUCCGUCAGACAAACAUCAUAUGGAUUAUUUUCUGUGCUGGAAAUGUCAUUUCAGAAAAACUAACAGAAGCAUGGAAAACUCACCUCAAGAAACGAGAUGAAAAUCCUUCAGCCAAGGGAUCAGUUUCAGAAGCAGUGAAAGCUUUAGUGUUUCUUUUUCAGUACUGCUUGUCUGUGAGGAAUAUAAUUAUGCUUGUUCAAUUAACGUGGCCAUAUAUCACUUUGGUUCUUGGGUUUUUUGUUUUUCUGUCAUUUAAUGGUGGAAUAGUUGUUGGAGAUAAAACAAGUCAUGAGGCCUGCUUGAACUUCCCACAACUUUUCUAUUUCCUUGGUUUUACACUGAUUUUUUCAUUUUCUCAUCUAUUUUCCCCCCAAAAGCUAAAGGAAUUCAUUAAAUCUGUUUGGAAGCAACCUCUUAUUUAUAUGGCAUUAGCGGGCAUCUCAGUUAUUUUAAUUUGGAAAUUCACCUAUGUCCAUAAAUAUUUGCUAGCAGAUAAUCGUCACUACACGUUUUAUGUAUGGAGAAAAAUCUUCCAGCGACAUGAACUAGUAAAACACUUGUUAGUUCCAGGCUAUCUCUUUGCUGCAUGGAGUUUUGCAGACAGUCUGAAGGGCAAGUCCAUUUUCUGGUUGCUAAUGUUUUACUCCUGUUUGCUGGCUGCCAUGGUCCCUCAGAAAUUGCUAGAAUUUCGUUAUUUUAUUGUGCCAUACAUCAUCUUUAGACUAAACAUACCCAUCCCUUCAGUACCUAAGAUUCUCUUAGAGCUAGCACUAUACGUGACCAUAAACAUAUUCUCUUUUUACUUAUUUUUACAUAAAACUUUCCAAUGGCCGGAUAAUGAACAAGUUCAGAGAUUUAUGUGGUAAAACAAUGAACUAUUCCUACAACACAGUUGUAUUGAAAGUUAUGAAAUGCUGGCAAUAGAAGCCUCCAGCUGUGUAUAUACAUAAUGCAGUUGUUAAGUAGGUAAUACAUACUGCUGUUAACUUACCUUUUCUAUUCAUGUUCAUUUAGAGCAAAUUUAAACCUUUAAAAUAAAUUCAUGUAAAAGCACUUUUGCAACUCACAGAAUUUUUAUUUUGUGUUUGAGUAUUCCAAGAUAUGAAGAAAAAUGCAUAAAUCUAAUCUAAUGAAUUUUGUAACAACAACCCCAGUCUGUGAUACUUUCAGGGUGAAAAAAGAGGACUGUUCUUGUGUUGCUGUCUUUAGAACAGACAUCAGAAAAAUCUAAGAUUUUUAUGUCCAGUAGCGGGUCCACAUUGGGUCUAUUUAGGAGUUUGCCUGGCCAAGAGGGGGCAUGACUUAGGUGUGACUGGGGCAGGGACAGAGCUGGGGCAUGUCUGGGGUAGAAGUGCCAAAGGCCCCACCAGAGAUUAAUCUGACCAUGAAGGUAAUAUCAGAAUAGUUGUUUUUUUUUUUUUUUUUGGCCCAUUCACAAAAAAUGGGCGAGCAGGUCGAAGUAUAUCAGGAUAUAUUUUUCUUCAUGUCUUGGAAUCUUAAAUUAAUGUACACUUUUACAUUUUUAACAUUUAUUUUACAUUCAUUUAAGUUUACAUUUAUUUCUUUUAAAGGCUCACUUUAUUUUAAACCUAUGGGGUAUAGGUUAUAUUCUAUAUUUUAUAUAGAAAGCCUGCAUUAUGUAUUUAUAUAAAUGGGAGCUGCUAUCAUCUCCAUAGAAAGUACAGAUAUGGGACCCAUUAUCCAGAAUGCUCAGGACCUGGGGUUUUCUGCAGAGAUCUUUACAUAAUUUGGAUCUCUAUACCUUAAGUCUAUUAAAAGAUUAUUUAAACAUUAAAUGAACCCAAAAGGAUUGUUUUGCUUCCAAUAAGGAUUAAUUGUAUCUUAGCUGGGAUAAAGUACAAGGUACUGUUUUAUUAUUACAGAGAAAAAGGAAAUCAUUUUUAGAAAUUAGAAUUAUUUGCUUAUAAUGGAGUCUAUGAGAGAGACGGUCUUCCUGUAAUUCGGAACUUUUUGGAUACCGGGUUACGUAUAACGUAUCCCAUACCUGUACAACUCAUGAUUUGCUGCUUUGUUUUUUUUCAGCAGCUCAGGAGAAACAGCAGAACUUUGCAUUUUAGAGGGAAGGAAGCACAGCACAAUCACUACCUUAUGGGCAUGGUUCCUUGCUUCCCUGUUAUGGUACCAUGUUGCCAGUAACCAGCUUUGCUAUUAGGGCCCUGCCCAAGACCUUUGCUAGGUUCUUCUGGUAUUGCUUGGUAAUUACAAGUGAUGACUAUGCCUUGUGCUCAUUUCAGCUGUGGCAUGAAUAAUAGAAGAUGCCGCCGAUGCCCUGAAAAUACUGUGUUGAUGAACAAGUUAGAUGGUAUACUGUUUUUCUUUAAAGGACAUGUAAACUCUUUCACUGGGGGGGCUGCCUAACAUUUUGGCAAAAAACUUUUCCCUCUACCCAACAAGAAGAGCCCUAUACAAGUUCUUCUCAAAUCCAUGACUUGUCAUUAUGUCCCUUUUAAGGAGUUGUUUCUUUAAGUAUAAUGUAGGUAUUGAUAUUCUGUGACAAUUUGCAAUUGGUCUUCAUUUUUUUGCAUUUUUUCAUGAUAUCCAGCAACCAGGCAGUGGUUUGAAUGAUAGACUGGAAUAUGAAUUGAUGUGGUACUGAGUAGAAUGUUAAGUAACAAAAAAAAAGUAAGAAUAACAAUAAAAUUGUAUCCUCACUGAGCAAUAGUUUGACUGCUGGGGUGAGUGACCCCUAUUUGAAAGCUGAAAAGAGUCAAAA